ACUGCUCAGUGUCACAGACUGCUAGAGGAUUGCAAGGAAGGACCCAUAUCAUCUGAUACAAUGGAUCAAGAAGGACCCAACUGUUCAUCAAUUGAUUGCCUGCUUGAAAAAUACUACCUAUCCACUGUGUACUCUCUGGAGUUUAUAUUCGGCAUCAUUUGCAAUGGGGUGGUGAUGUUUGGCUAUAUUUUUUGCAUGAAGAAGUGGACAAGUGGACACAUAUACCUGUUUAAUUUGUGUCUAUCAGACUUCACUUUUCUCUGCACCCUCCCUCUACUGAUUGAAAGCUACACCAGUGGUCGAUGGAUAUUUAAUGAGUCCUUAUGCUACAGCAAUAGAUACUUACUACAUGCCAACCUGUACACCAGCAUCCUCUUCCUCACUUUCAUCAGUAUUGAUCGAUACCUUAUUAUUAAGUUCCCGUUCAAAGACCACAUUAUGCAGAAAAAAAUUGUUUCAAUCAUACUAUCUAUUGGAAUCUGGAUUGUGGUCAUAUUAGAAAUAGCACCGAUUCUGUUCUUUAUAGAAUUGCGUGAUAACAGUCAGUGUCUGAGCUAUGGCAGUUCCGGGUUGGCCACGUACAGUCUUGUGUACAGUAUUUGUCUUACUGUCACAGGCUUUCUUAUCCCUUUGUGCACCAUGUGUGUGUUUUAUAUGAAAAUGGUUCGCUUCUUGAGAAAUAGGAAUGAGCAGCUUACAACAUCAUUUUCUCUAGAAAAACCGCUCACUUUAGUGUAUGUUGCUGUAAUUGUGUUUUUUGUAAUAUUUACUCCUUAUCACAUCAUGAGAAAUGUGAGGAUAGCAUCACGUAUGGAGCAAUGGAAGCUGAAUAAUGACUCAAAGAUUGCCAUCAAUGCCAUAUAUGUAGUUACAAGACCUAUUGCAUUCUUAAACAGUGUGAUAAACCCUGUGUUUUAUUUCCUUAUGGGAGACAAUUUCAGGGAAAUGUUGCUAUCCAAGCUAAGGCACUUAUUUGCAGUAAUAAAGUGUCGUUGUGUUGUUUAUAACUAUAAAUCCGAAGGCAACGACUCAAGAUGUUAUACAACAUAUUCUUAGCAACAAGCAUGUAUAUACUGAGGAGAUGUAUCAAACCUGGGGAGAGAUAAAGUACCAAUCAAUUAGCUUCUGACAUUUUACAGGCUCAUUAGUGCUCGCCCAGCUGUCAGCAAGCCGGCGGUCGGGAUCCCUGCGCCGGUAUGCUGGCCCCGGCCACUCAUGCUACACCCCCACCUUAUCUCUCUCUAAGGCUUAAUACUUCUCCCCCACUGUAUGUUCUAUUAAAGGUCAUAGUCACUAUUUUUCUGUUAAACAGAACUGUUUUGUGUUAAAUUGAUACGUUGUAGGAGUUUUCCUGCUGACUAAACAUGGCAUGACAUUGAGAUGUUUUAAAUAAAUAUGUAAUAUAUUUUGAAGCAGUGUAGUAUGUUUUUAUCAUGUAGCUUGGAUAAAGCACAUUUCCUUCCUCUGUCAUUAGAAUGCUUUUAGAACCAGUAAAGAUGGUAUUUUGCAGGGUAAGGGCAUCAGAACAAUAAACAUCAUUAAAACA
Pseudophryne corroboree (corroboree frog) is the source of this 1546-nucleotide messenger RNA. It is a transcript of the gene SUCNR1, whose product is annotated as succinate receptor 1. Gene Ontology annotation, molecular function: G protein-coupled receptor activity. The record is from RefSeq and is a predicted model, not a curated record. The transcript has 2 exons. Gene Ontology annotation, cellular component: plasma membrane. The coding region runs from base 61 to 1056 and encodes 331 amino acids. Gene Ontology annotation, biological process: G protein-coupled receptor signaling pathway. NCBI's taxonomy places the organism in Eukaryota, Metazoa, Chordata, Amphibia, Anura, Myobatrachidae.